Messenger RNA from Aureobasidium musti, 2421 nucleotides. Lineage: Eukaryota; Fungi; Ascomycota; Dothideomycetes; Dothideales; Saccotheciaceae. The record is from the annotation of a GenBank genome assembly.
AUGGCUCGCUUUUGGGUAUUGUAUGGCUUGCUGAGUCUUGAUCUCGGCUUUGCUCUAGCUCAGGAAGCCGACAUCCUGCACUACAUUGAUCCGCUCAUAGGCACAGGCUUCGGAGGUCAUGUCUUUGCUGGUGCUACUCUGCCUNUUCGGUAUGGCUCCUCAGUCAUUGCGGAUAUUUUGAUUUUGACUGACCUUCAAACAGGCAUGGCCAAAGCUGUUGCAGACGUCAAUGGUGAGAACCAGGGCGGCUAUGCGAGCGACUACAGCAAUAUCACAGGCUUCUCCCACAUGCAUGAUAGUGGAACUGGAGNNGGUAAAUCACCCUCGCUGGGCAACUUCCCCCUUNUUGCGCACCCCGGAUGUCACAAUGAUGAUCUGGAUGAAUGCCAAUUCACGUCUGCGGAUAGAGCCACUCCUCAGAUCAAUGGCUCUAUCGUUGCAGAACCAGGAUACUUCGCAAUCACUCUUGAGAACUCUGUCCGUGCCGAAAUGACCGUGACAAACCACACUGCACUAUAUCGCUUCACCUUCCCGAAAGGUACUCCAGAAAUGCCUCUGAGUCCACUGAUCUUGGCAGAUCUGAUUGAUCUGCCCAAGUCUAGAAGUAACGGAUCGAUCUCUGUGGAUCCACAAUCCGGAAGAAUAGUUGGUAAUGGAACCUUUAGCCCUAGCUUUGGCAUUGGAACAUAUGACCUUCACUUCUGUGCCGACUUUACUGGCUCAAGCAUUCGCGAUACUGGCGUUUUCAUGAACAACAGGGCUGGCUCUGAACCUAAAAACCUAAGCGUUGUCCCUGAUGGAGUAAACAAUUCCCCUGACAUACUUCCUGCCGGAGCUUGGGUGCGAUUCAAUGCGCCUGAGAACAACGCUACUCAAAUCUUGGCUCGUGUCGGAUUGAGCUUCAUAAGCACUGCCCAAGCAUGUUCGAAUGCUGAGAAAGAGAUUUCUGGCUUUGAUUUCGACGCCACUCACUCCGCCGCACGUCAGACCUGGAACGACAAAAUGAGCGUGAUAGAUGUCACACCUGGCAGUGUCAGCGAUGAGUUUCAGACCAUAUUCUGGAGCGGGCUGUACCGUGCUUCUAUCAGUCCACAAGACUACACCGGUGAGAACCCUUUGUGGGACAGUACAGAGCCAUACUAUGACUCUUACUACUGUAUCUGGGAUUCAUACCGCAGCAUACAUCCCCUGAUCACACUGUUCGAUCCGAACUCUCAGGCUCUAAUGAUCAGAAGCUUGUUGGACAUCUAUCGACACGAAGGCAAGCUUCCAGACUGCCGAAUGUCGUUAUGUAAAGGAUUCACUCAAGGUGGCUCUAAUGCUGAUGUUGUUCUGGCCGAUGCAUAUGUCAAGAACCUGACCCAAGGUAUUGACUGGGCUCUUGCGUACGAGGCUGUUGUCUCAGAUGCUGAAGACGAGCCAAAGAAUUGGGCUGUGGAAGGUCGCGGAGGCCUGGCCAGUUGGAAGUCGCUAGGAUACAUCCCUGCUGAUGAUUACGAUCCGUAUGGCGUUGGGCCUUUCACACGUAGCAUCUCUCGCACAGUCGAGUACGCGUACAACGACUUCUGCAUUGCAGAGAUGGCACGUGGUCUUGGGCACACCUCGGACCACGAGAAGUAUAUUUCGCGCUCGGAGAACUGGAAGAACCUCUAUAAAGAGGAUCAAAACUCCACUAUCAACGGCACACAAACUGGAUUCACUGGAUUCUUGCAGCCCAAAUUCUUGAAUGGCACUUGGGGCUUCCAAGACCCAAUUUUCUGCUCGCCUCUGCUCAACUUCACUUCAUGCUAUCUCAACCCUGAUGGCCAUGAAACGUAUGAAGGAUCUGCAUGGCUGUACACAACCUAUGUCCCUCAAGACAUGGCCUCUUUGAUCAACGCUCUCGACGGCCCAGAUUCGUUCGUCAAGCGUCUCGACUACCUCCAUGAGAGCGGCUUGCUAUACAUUGGCGAUGAGCAAGGCUUUNUACCGGUCUUCCAGUAUCACUACGCUGGCCGACCUGGCAAGAGCGCUGCACGGGCACACUCCUACAUCCCAUCUCAAUUCAACACAACUGUAAACGGCAUCCCUGGCAACGACGAUUCAGGCGCCAUGGGUUCUUUCAUCGUCUUAGCUAUGAUGGGUCUCUUCCCUGUUCCAGGUCAAAGUGUAUACCUUAUCACACCUCCAUUCUUCCCCGAAAUCAGUAUCACGAACCAGAUUUCUGGAAAUAUGGCUACCACCCGAAACGUCAACUUCGAUGCUGAGUACAAGAAUAUUUACAUUCAGAAUGCUACAUUGAACGGGAUGCCGUAUACGAAGAAUUGGAUUGGACACGAGUUCUUCGUUGAUGGAGGUGUGCUUGAGUUGACUCUUGGGCCUGUGGAGAGUGCUUGGGGUACGAGAUAUGAGGAUUUGCCUCCUAGCUUGUCUACUGGCUAG